This is a messenger RNA of Penicillium manginii, 1020 nucleotides long. Its product is annotated as palmitoyl-protein thioesterase family protein. Gene Ontology annotation, molecular function: palmitoyl hydrolase activity; thiolester hydrolase activity. The record is from RefSeq and is a predicted model, not a curated record. Gene Ontology annotation, cellular component: lysosome. Bases 1 to 1020 code for a protein of 339 amino acids. Lineage: Eukaryota; Fungi; Ascomycota; Eurotiomycetes; Eurotiales; Aspergillaceae. The transcript has a single exon.
AUGCUACGACUAAUCCCAAUCAUAGCUUCGCUAGCCACAGGCGCCAUCAGCGCCGCAGUACCUACAGACACAACCCUCCAACUCCCCCUCGUAAUCUGGCACGGCCUAGGCGACGACUUCGAACGCGACGGCCUCCAAUCCGUCGCAGACCUAGCAAAAACCACAAACCCAGACACAUACGUCCACAUAAUCCGGCUAUCCGACACAGGAAGCGGUGACCGACAAGCAACCUUCUUCGGCAAUCUAACCGAGCAACUCGAAACCGUCUGCGCCCAACUAUCCUCGGAACCAAUCCUCAAAUCCGCCCCAGCCAUCAACGCCCUCGGCUUCUCGCAAGGAGGCCAGUUCCUCCGCGGCUACAUCGAGCGCUGCAACAGCCCACCCGUCCACAACCUCGUCACAUUCGGCAGCCAGCACAACGGGAUCUCGGAAUUCCAAGACUGCAAAACGGGCGAUUGGAUAUGCAACGGCGCCGAAGUCCUCCUCCGCUCAGGCCAGUGGACGGAUUUCGUCCAGAGCCACCUUGUCCCCGCGCAGUAUUUCCGCGACCCGGAGGAUAUGCAGAACUACCUCGAGCACAGCAAUUUUCUCGCGGAUAUCAAUAAUGAGCGCGAGUUCAAGAAUACGUCGUAUAAGAAGAGGCUGGGGAGUCUGAAUCGGUUCGCGAUGUACAUGUUCGAUGAGGACACUGUUGCCGUGCCGAAGGAGAGUGCGCUGUUCGCUGAGGUGAAUCUUACCAGUGGGGCUGUGGUGCCGUUGCAGGAGCGCGCGCUUUAUAAGGAGGAUUGGCUUGGGCUGAAGGGUUUGGAUGAGCAGGGGAGACUGGAUUUUAAGUCUGUGCCUGGUCAGCAUAUGCAGUUGACUGAUAAGAUUCUGGAGAGGACUUUCAAGGAGUAUUUUGGUCGGGUGCAGGGUUCGGAGUUGCGGGUGCAGGAUGAACAGCCUGAGAUGGAGAGUUCUGGUGAUGAGACGGGUUCGAAGGCCCCGGGCUUGUUGGCUCAGAUGCAGCCGGGCUUUUGA